Zerene cesonia (dogface butterfly) is the source of this 948-nucleotide messenger RNA. RefSeq lists its product as uncharacterized. The record is from RefSeq and is a predicted model, not a curated record. Bases 9 to 653 code for a protein of 214 amino acids. The transcript has 3 exons. Lineage: Eukaryota; Metazoa; Arthropoda; Insecta; Lepidoptera; Pieridae.
CAUCAGAAAUGGCAUGCUGUUGUAAACCUGGUCGAUCAAACAAAUCGUCUGUGAGCUGUUUAGGUCGCUGCGAUUUGCCAAAACACCACUGUCUAGAGAAGGAUGAGGUUAAACCUGGCCCCGUACCAAAACACAUGGGAUGGCUCUAUACAGCGAAAGAUGCUCCUGAGCAUCAGUUACGUUGCGGCUGGCGACCAGGCCACAUUUCGUGCCCAGUUCUGAAGCGAAUCGAACAACACAACUGCAUGAAAGCCAGCGACUGCUCUGCGUGUCCAGCUGUUUGCAGUAAACCAUGUUGUAUGCCGCCGAAAUGUUUAGCAGUAUGCCCCUCAUCAGUCUCAUGUUGUAAACAGCCCCCAUGUACCCAACCUCUCAUAAGAAUCAUACGCCACGGUGGACAGUAUACCAUAUGUACUAAACCUUCAAACAUCAGCAAUGCACCUUCAGGACCAUACCCAUUAAAAUAUGUCCUUAACACUGACCCUGAUGAUGUAUCAACAACAAACGUAAAAUACAGCGUAGAGGCGAAGUUCAACGACUAUCAUUUUGAUUAUACAAGCUCUCAGACAUCAUUUGUUUUGGACUUCUCACCUCCAGAACAAAAGUGCUAUAAACCGUGCCCAAAGAAGAGUUUGAUAUGUAUGGCAAACUAAGAAGAAAAUCUACAUAAGUGUGCUUUUUCACCAGAGAUGUGCUAUGCUACGUUGCUGUGUAUAUAUAUAUUCGAUAUCCGCCAAUUACAUUAUUUGAUGCAUACUGGUACGGAUUCAAUUAAGGAAUAAUAUUUUGCUAAGAAAGCUUAGCUUUUACAUCCUCGCAGCAUAGCUACAAAGCACAUCUCUGGCGGAAAAGCACCCUAACUGGAAUAUUCAAAUUUUAACAAUACUAUAAGUGAUACAUUGAAUCAAAUGCAAGACCUGUAAAUUUUUGAAAAGUUAAAUAAAAAAU